ACGCGGCGCGGAGACCCCGGGGCUCGGGCUCGCCUCCCCUCCCACCCGCCCAGGCCCCGCGACCCGCGUGGGGGGCGAUGAGGCCGCGCGCCGGAGGAGACAAAGCCAGCAAAGCCCGCGCGUGAGCAGCGCCCGCGGCUCCUGUGCUUUCAGGUGAACCUCAUAGCAAAAAGCCUGAAUCAGCUGCUCAUCUGACAACUGUCAGCUGCUGCUACCAUCUUGUCCUUCGCCUGGGCCUGUCACUCUGCAGCCUCUCAGCAGGGGCAACAGGAUGAAGGAGGGUAUGUCCAAUAACAGCACCACAAGCAUCUCCCAAGCCAGGAAGGCUGUAGAGCAGCUGAAGAUGGAAGCAUGUAUGGACAGGGUAAAGGUCUCUCAGGCAGCUGCAGACCUCCUUGCAUACUGUGAAGCUCAUGUGCGGGAAGACCCUCUCAUCAUACCAGUGCCAGCAUCAGAAAACCCCUUCCGUGAGAAGAAGUUCUUCUGUACCAUCCUCUGAAGCCCUUCACCACUGGAAAGCCUCCUUUUGUGUCAGUAGAAUCCCUGGUAUCACUGUGCAUGCUCCUGACUCCUGCCAUCAACCCCCAUUCCUCGCCUUCCCAGCCCCAAUCCAGAGAGUGCUGGGGCUGGACUCCUCUCUUCUCCAGGAUUUUUCUUCCAGCGUUUGAUUUCAUUUUUUCUUUAUCUUUUUUCAUGUCGGUUUCAUUCUUAGCAAAGGAAAUAAACCUCUUUGUAGUCAGAUAACAAA
Molecule: messenger RNA, 748 nt
Organism: Suncus etruscus (white-toothed pygmy shrew)
Lineage: Eukaryota; Metazoa; Chordata; Mammalia; Eulipotyphla; Soricidae
Gene: GNG4
Product: G protein subunit gamma 4
Exons: 4
Coding region: 272-499 (75 amino acids)
Biological process (GO): G protein-coupled receptor signaling pathway
Cellular component (GO): heterotrimeric G-protein complex
Molecular function (GO): G-protein beta-subunit binding
Source: RefSeq, a predicted model, not a curated record